GUGUAAACAACCGAUUUUAGCGGUUAGGCAGGGUAAAUGUUAGGAUAAUUGUCCCGUUUACAUGCAUGUUUCUCAGAUUCUGUUGUUCUUGGAUGGAGUCGGCUAACUUUGACAUCAACUUUCAAGCUUUGUUUACGAGCAUUCCGAGGGGGCGCGUUGUCAUAGUGAACCCACGGAGCAACGAUGGAGACAGAUGAGUUCGAGAUGUGCAAGGAUGAUCUUCAAAAGUGGAUCCGUGAGAGGGUAAAAAAGCAGCUGAUCUCUACAGGCGUGCCAGAGAAAUACAGGUUGGUGCAAUCUCUGCUGAAGAGAAGAAAAGAACAGACUACCCAACUCCUGAGGCUUUGCAAUUCUGUGGCAGCUUUUGAAGCAGUGGUAAAAAAGCAAUACUCUUUGCUGGGAUGGGAGUACAGAGACACAGAUUCUGAAGAUGACAACCGUGAUGGCGAUGAUGAUGAUGACAAUUUUGAUGAUGAUCAUGAUAAAACCAAAAACUUUGGAAAUGCUUCUCCACUCCAAACCCCCAGCCCUCCAUCUACUAAACUUUUAUCACCAAAACUUGAAUGCAAUGAGAACCCAACAGUUGAUAUCGUUACAGGUCUCAAGAGGAAACCAGUGGUGGUCUUAAAAAAACUUCCUAAUCGUAAGGCAAAAACUACAUGUCCACCAUCUCCUCAGGGUCCCUGCAGUGAGACAGACUCCUUAACAGAUGCUGAUUCUGAUACACACUGGGAACCAGAGGAUAACUUGAGUGACUCUGAUUAUUCAGUAUCAAGUUUUACCAGUGGAACACAGAAGAGAAGGAAUGUAGAGCGAAGGAAUACAAAACCUACUAAGAGACAUGCAGAAUUCCAAGCAAGCUCAAUGACAGCUGUCAAGAGAGUCAGAAAAUCUCCACCUCAAGCUUGUACAGAUAGUAAGGACACAGAGAAAUCCUCGGCAUUUCAGUCAGCUGGAGCAAAAAUUAAUGCCAAAAGUGACAGAAAAUCUCCAACCCAAGCCAGUACGGAUAAAUAUACUGAAAACAACAGAGAGAAAUCAACAGCCUCCUUGUUAGCUGGUGCAAAAACCAAUGCUAAGUGUGUCAGAAAAUCUUCAACCCAAGCAAGUACGGAUAGCAAUGCUCAGGACAACAGAGAGAAAUCAUCAGCAUCUCAAUCAGCUGGUGCGAAAAUCAAGGCUAAAACUGACAAAAAAUCUUCAUUUCAAACCAGUAUGGAUAGCAAUGCUAAGGAAGAAAAACAGAAAUCCCCAGCAUCUCAUUCAGCUGGUGCAAAAUUCAAUGCCAAGAGUGACAGGAAAUCUCCAACCCAGGCCUGUAAGGAUAAAAACACUAAGGACAAGGAAGAGAAUUCAUCGGCAUCCUUGUCAGCUGGUGCAAAAACCGAUGCCCAGAGUGACAGAAAAUCUCCAACCCAUGCCUGUAAGGAUAAAAAUACUAAGGACAAAGGAGAGAAAUCAUCAGCAUCCUUGUCAGCUGGUGCAAAAACUGAUUCCAAGAGUGUCAGAAAAUCUCCAACCCAGGCCUGUAAGGAUAAAAAUACUAAGGACAAGGAAGAGAAAUCAUCAGCAUCCUUGUCAGCUGGUGCAAAAACCGAUGCCCAGAGUGACAGAAAAUCUCCAACCCAUGCCUGUGCAACUUCAUCAAACCAAAAAGGUGUGUGUCAGCAGUCAUCAGCUGUGGCCAAAAUAACUCCUGCAGACGUGCCAGAAGUGGAGCUCAGUGUCAACAUGGAUGUCUAUGCUCGAUGGAAAGCCAUGAGAUGGCUAAAGGGGAAAAUCAUGGAGAUAAUAUCAAGAGAUGAUCGACUGAGAUACAAGAUCAGUUUUGAAAUGGGGAAGAAAAUUCUCUCUGGUCACCACAUUGCCUUGACCUCCCUGCCAAAAGUGGAUCAGCUUGACAUUGGUUCUCGUGUUGUGGUCUCAUAUUCCAAAGACCCUCCCCAGUUCUGCCCUGGUAUCAUAGCAGAGUUACCCAGCAGAAAAAACAGAUCCAGGUUUCUCAUCUUUUGUGAUGAUCAAACGCCUCACUAUGUCGCCUUACCUUUCUUACGCCCGGUGUCCAAACCAUUGAAAGACUCCUUGGAUGAUAUUCCAGAUGGUGUCUACAAGGAUUUCAUGAGAGAAUAUUUCAGGUUGUGGCCUUUCCCGCCUCAGACUUCAUACAGGGUUGGACAGACCCUAAAUGUUGAGUUUGAAGGAGUCCAGCAGAAGUGUGAGGUGCUUGCGCUUGACAGCAGUUUGAUAACGAUUGUUUUUCAGAGUGAUCAACAUAAGGAGAAGGUCUAUCGAGGCUCCUGGCGCCUGGAACACAUGGUGCAUAUGAAAAAGGAACAGGCAGAACGGGUGGAGAAAAAAUGUGCUUCUAAAAAAGACUAAUCAAAAUCUUCAAAUUGAUGGGACCCCGGGUAUGUAAGGAAGACUGGCUGCUGUGUUCCAAGCGAGGGCCAAAAUGUAGCUUUUAGAGGAAGCUGUUCACCAGGUCCAUGUACCUCAAGGUUUUUCAAGGUUUCUUUGUUUUUGGACCAAGUGCCUUUACAGUAUCCAGCCAUUGAUGCUAAAGCUCACCUCUCAGUUCACCAUCAGUGAGAUUCACGUGGCAGCUUCAGAUGAUUUUACCUCAUGAAUUUCCUCAAUGCUGUCUGUAAAGACUGAGAUGCAUAAUUUUAUAACUGUAUAUUAUUUGUAGAUAUGUGUUCUUAAAUGAAAAUAAAUAUUUUUUUCUUCAAG
Cheilinus undulatus (humphead wrasse) is the source of this 2730-nucleotide messenger RNA. RefSeq names its product histone-lysine N-methyltransferase SETDB1-A-like. The record is from RefSeq and is a predicted model, not a curated record. Bases 184 to 2379 code for a protein of 731 amino acids. Gene Ontology annotation, molecular function: histone H3K9 methyltransferase activity. Gene Ontology annotation, cellular component: nucleus. The transcript is spliced from 10 exons. Lineage: Eukaryota; Metazoa; Chordata; Actinopteri; Labriformes; Labridae. Gene Ontology annotation, biological process: heterochromatin organization; negative regulation of gene expression.